AUGAGUGCGUCUACAAACUGUGAGACAACCCACAACCCGUCGACGCCCUCCCUUACCCCUCACCCACUGUGCAGCCUAACUGACCAACCAAGCAACCCGACGCUGUCGUACACAUCGCGCCUCGAGCAGCGCAUCAAGGACCUCGAGGCCCAGCUGGCCGCCGCCAGGGUCCACGCCCCGGGCCCCUCGGAGCCGUCGCGGACCUCGUCCCCCAGCCUGGGCCCGUCCGCGGGCCAGUCGCCCAUGACGGAUCCGCAUCACGUCGAGUCGCAGGAUGAGGAGUCUGUGAGUGAGAGCUUCAAGGGGCUAAAAGUCGACGACAAGGGCGGCAUCACGUAUCACGGUGCUACGAGCUUCUUUCAGCUGCCGAGCGAUCGCCCGCUCGGUUCAAGAGAUCACACGUCGUCGUCGGAGCAGGCCAUCCAGCGGCGGGAGAGGCUCGUCGCCAAUGCUUGGCAGCAGAGGGCUCUCGAGAACAUGUCCGAGAUACCGGAACCAUUUGGAUACCUGCUCAACGUACAUUGGUGCUGGAUCCAGCCGCUUUUCAACUUCAUCUACAGGCCCGCCUUCACUCGUGAUAUGCAGACCAUGGGGCCCUACUACUCUCAUACGUUGAUGAAUGCAGUAUUAUCUCACUCCAUCCGCUGGGGCAGGAGUGAUCCCGCCACCAAGGAGAAGCUCGAAGAGUUCUACGACGGCGGUGCCCUCUUUGGCAAACACGCCCGGAGCAUGGUCUUCGAGGAGCUCAGUCAGGGCGUUUGCUCAAUCCCUACCGUUCAGACGCUGCUGCUGCUGAGCGCGCAGGAGUGCAGUGUCGGGAACAGCGCCCAGGCAUGGACAUAUAGUGGUCUUGCGUUCCGCAUCAUCGACCAUCUCGGCAUCUGCGUCGACGGCCAGAGGUAUCCGGGCUCGGUCCAAUUAGCCGACGAGGACGUCGAGAUCCGGCAUCGCCUCUUCUGGAGCUGCUACUUCUGGGACAAAAUGAUUAGUCUGUACCUCGGCCGCUCGCCUUCGCUGCAGCAGACGUCGGUGUCUCCGCCACAGAUUAUAUUUGAUGAUUCCGCCGAGAAUGAGUCCUGGACCCCCUUUGGCGUCGUCCCGGAAGGCGGCUGGAAGUACCCUCCCUCGGCUGCCCACUCCACCUCUUGCUUUACGCAAAUGUGCCGUCUCUCGGUCAUCUUCAACGAGAUCCUCGUGCACAUGUAUGACCCGGUUCGUCCCAACAGCCAGGCCGAGAUGCAAGAGUGCCUGGCCAAGCAAGAGCCCGCCCUCCGCCAGUGGUGGGAUGAGCUGCCUCCUCACCUGAAAAUGGAAUCCACGGCGCUCCCGGCUCUCGCGCCACCGUCCCAUAUCAUUACCUUGAACGCACUUUACCGCACGUUCAAGAUCCUCCUCUACCGGCCGAUGCUCUCCCAGCGCGGGCGCGUCGGCGAAAAUCUCCAACCGGUGCAACGAUACCUCGUCGAGUGCGUGACGACCGCGACCUCCAUCAUCGCCAUCUUCGACCUCUUCUGCCGCUCCUUUGGCAUCGGCCACUGCGUCCUUUCCCUCUCAUACAGCGUUUACAUUGCCGCGUCCAUCUUCCUCCUGCAGGUCCAGUCGAGCGUGGAAGAUACGCAGGCGCUCCGCCGGCUGGAGUACUGCGUCCGCAUCCUGGCGUCCGUGAAGCGCAUCAACCCAGUCAUCAGCAGCGCCCUCAACCUCAUUACCCGCGAACUCGCCAGCCUCGGCAUUGAUGUUGGCGCCCUCGGCCUCUCAAAAACAGCCGCCACGCCCCCUAUGGCGACCUACGGCAUUCCGCAGGCCAGAGAGCCUGGCGUGCCGCCGGUCUCCGUUCCGCCGGGUCCAGAGGCGACCAGCUCACCGGAGCAGCUGUACAACUUCCCGUUCGUCGAUACGCUCGGUCCGGAGGCGUUCGCGAUCGACCCGCAAGUGUUCCAGAAUAUGUCGGCGAUAGAGCCGUUGAGCGUCCGGGUUGGCGCGAUAGAAGAGUAA
This is a messenger RNA of Colletotrichum chrysophilum, 1995 nucleotides long. RefSeq lists its product as uncharacterized. The record is from RefSeq and is a predicted model, not a curated record. The transcript has 6 exons. Gene Ontology annotation, biological process: DNA-templated transcription. Lineage: Eukaryota; Fungi; Ascomycota; Sordariomycetes; Glomerellales; Glomerellaceae. Gene Ontology annotation, molecular function: DNA binding; zinc ion binding. Bases 1 to 1995 code for a protein of 664 amino acids.